Molecule: messenger RNA, 6084 nt
Organism: Dendroctonus ponderosae (mountain pine beetle)
Lineage: Eukaryota; Metazoa; Arthropoda; Insecta; Coleoptera; Curculionidae
Product: protein MTSS 1
Exons: 20
Coding region: 385-3261 (958 amino acids)
Biological process (GO): cell projection assembly; plasma membrane organization
Cellular component (GO): cytoplasmic side of plasma membrane; actin cytoskeleton
Molecular function (GO): actin binding; phospholipid binding
Source: RefSeq, a predicted model, not a curated record
UUUGAAUUGUGGAGGGGGGCAAAAAGUGACGGAACGAAAACAGCCGUCAAAGUGUAAUGGUCGUCGUGUUUGUCUUCCGCGAAUUUGCCUUUUUUUUUAUUGAAAACAGCAUUUUUACGAAUUAAACUGUUUUCCAAUGAAUGAGGAAAAAUUUCAGAAAUAGUGUUUCAUUUAGCACUGUGCAGUUAUCGUGCAAAUUUCGCCUACAAAGUCCGAAAUCAUUCGAUGUUCUCUAUUGAGAAUAGAACUUUUUAUGCAAUAAAAGAUGGAACUCUGGGAACUGAUUAUAGAGUUUUGUGAGAAUCGGGUAGUUUUUAAUUCGUAAUCAGACUGUGAAUGCGAAUGUGGAUUUUACGCGAGUGAUCAGUUUUUAAGUGAGAAAACAUGGAAACUUCCAUUGACAAGGAGUCAGGGCUGGGAGGCCUUUUCCAGCAAAUUAUUAUGGAUAUGAAGAAUGGCAUGCCACUGUGGGAGGAUCUUAUUGCUAAAGCCACCAAGCUCCAUUCCUCAUUAAAAGCUACCAUAUUGGCAGUUACCGCCUAUCUAGAAGCUUUCCAGAAAAUUGCCGAUUCAGCUACAAAUACAAGAGGAGCCACUCGAGAAAUUGGAACAGCUUUAACCCGGAUAUGUUUGCGCCAUAAAGCAGUAGAGAACAGAAUGAAGCACUUUACUGGGGUAAUCAUGGAAUGUUUAAUAAUACCUCUACAAGAUAGGCUUGAGGAAUGGCGAAAAACUGUACUAAAUUUGGACAAAGAACAUGCCAGAGAUUACAAACGAGCUCGAACUGAACUAAAGAAACGCUCAACUGAUACUUUAAGACUGCAGAAAAAGAUGCGUAAAGGAGCCGGAGGUGAUGUGCAAAAACGAUUCGAAUGCGGACUUCAGGACGUUACAGAGAGACGACAAUUGCUCGAAGAAACUGAAAAACAUGCAGUUAGAGCGGCUUUGAUUGAAGAACGAGGACGAUUUUGUACUUUUGUGGGGUUACUGAAACCGGUAGUGGAUGAAGAAGUUGCCAUGUUAACAGAAAUGGGUCAUCUGCAAGAGGCUGUUCAACAGCUAGAAAAACACACUUCUGAUCCUAAUACUUUGCCUCCAGCUUCUGAACAGGUCAUUGCUGACUUAAAAUCCUCCGAUAGCGGUUGGUCCUUUCAAACUCCACCUUCCUCUCCUUCCAGUCUCGGGUCCAGAAAGUCAUCCAUGUGUUCUAUUAGUUCAUUGAAUAGUUCAUCAUCUGGCAGUUCGAAGAGUCAUCAUUCACCCAGCCAUCCGCAUUGGCAAAGAAGUUUAUCUCAGCCUGUAGGUCGUAAUGCUGGUAAACGCGUAUUGUCAGUCUCUAGCCAUGAUUCAGGGUUUAUGUCCCAGGACACCCUGUUUCCUAGGCCAGCCUCUUCUUUUAGCGUUGCCCAGGUCUCGAACAUGUCUGAGCACAGUAAUAACAGCAGUAGCUCCAGUACCCCUUGCACACCAUUUCCGGCAUCUUCGAUUCCAACAACGACUUCCACUUGGCCAAAUCUGCAAGAAACCAUGCAAUUCGAAAGGGCUGCCUCAGCUAUUAUCAGCGAACGGCCACAUACCAUAUCAUCAGCUUACGAAAAAGGGCAUUCCAGACCUCCGCUCACAGUCUACACAUUCCAAGCACCAGAACAAAGUUUGUCGCAGCCGUCCAGUCCGGUAACUACAAUAACGCCAACGUCCGAAUCGAAACCGAUUACUAUGCCACCAAAAAGCCCGUCUUUGUCUAUGAAGAGCCUGUCCAAACCACCAUUACCAACGCGAUGUUCUUCACUUGAACGUCCUUCAGCACCACCGGGCGGAGUACCUGCAAAGUCUACACCAGGUAUCCAAGGUGUAAGAGUUUUGCCACCUGGAGCAUCGGAACAACUGGCAGCGGCGGUCUUAAGAAAAGCACCUCCGAGUGCUUUGCCUGCUCAUUUAGCAGCCACCAAAACGAUUCAACCACAACAGCCAACUUACGUGAACAUGCACGAGCUUGCCAACAUGGCAGCUGACAAAGCGCAGCAAGCACAAGUGCAGCAGAAUCAGCCAUUACCCCCACCGCCUGCAGAGUUUAUAAGCCCUCCAGAAAAGCCGGAAGGUACUGAAAAAGAGAGCAGUACAAGUGAAAGUUCCUUAGAAUCUUCGAGUGGUUAUGGUAGUCAGACCACCUUCAAUAUAGACGACCACAAUCAGCAAAUUGACGAUGUAACAAAUUCCAAUAAGAAUAUUACCGCCAGCAAAUAUUGCACUCUUCCAAGAAACAACGAAUAUCUGGAUGCCAAUAGACGCAGGCCUUUAUCCAUGACAGCAAUGAAUACGAUCGGAACAUUACGAAGUACUCUACUACGUAGAGGCAGCAUGCAGAGUAACAAACCUCCACCGCCUAUUAGAAGAACAUCUUCAAUCACCAAUGCAGCUGCUUCUAUGGGAAGUUUGGAAAACCUUCCACCUCCACCUGCAUUUUUACUGGAACCAUCCGGAUGUCCACCUCCGAAUCCAGUACCCAGCCAAGUAGCGAAAGAUGUACUACCGAACACUGGUGUUAAAGUGGCUGAAACGGUGAAGGCCUUAACCGAACUGAAGCACACUCCUGCUAGUCCAAAUUCGAUUCGACGUUUAGCAGGCAUCUCAGGUUCCGCUCAAAACAUUUUUCAGCCCCAGCAAAUGCCCGCUGAACGGCCGAACAGUUUCCAGCCAGGGGGAAAUACAAUUUCAGGCUCCAAUCCCGUAUUUAGCACGUUUCAAAAUCAAGCUAAGGUGUCGUAUUUGUCACAGUCUGGAGGUGUGGUAUAUGCUCAACCCUCACAAGUAAUAGGAGGUAGCCCUAAUGCGGUCAGGCGAAUCACUAGUUUUCGUUCUCAAAGCGCAGAUCGAAAACCCGAAGGGCCUGGAAAAGUAGGUUCGAAUUUCAUAGCCUGUCUCAAUGCAAAACUGGCCCCAAACCUCAGCCCGAGAACGUCGAGACGCAACUCGGAAGAGCAUGGCCAGUGCCCCAAAGUGCUCAAGCCACAACAACCGCAAAGAGGGCCGGGGCAAAGUUUUCUCGAUUCACUAAAUGCCAAAUUAGCUCAACAGCAUUUGGGCGGAAACGUGGUACAGCCAGUCGGCUUGAAAGCCACGAAAAUUAGACAGAUCAUCAACAGCAAGGCACAGCCUGAUCCGAAAAUAUGCCAUGAAUCACUCAUGGAUCAGAUCAAGCGUGGAGCCACACUUAAAAGGGCAAAAAUCAUCAACGAUCGAUCGGCUCCGAAGAUUUACUAAAUAUUUUGACGUCGUAAUUUUGCUUAGUAUUAUCAGCUAUUUCACUGCAUCAUCGAUUUAGUAAAAUACAUAUGCGCAGAAACAGGAUUCAUUAUUUCAGAUGGAGUGUUUUCGAAAUUAGUAAUGCAAAAGAUAAUUUUCACUACAAAAAUGUUUUCAAAUUAUUUAAAAUUAAUAAGGAUAAUUAUAUAAGAACAAUUGAAAUAACACAUCAAUUAGACCAACAUAAAACAAUUAUUAGAUGUCUAGUGGGGCUUUGAGUCAAUUGUUAAGCCAGAUAAAUAACAUCUAAAUAUUUUGCAAAGCUCAACUCGGAAACAUAUCGAUCUCCACCAAUUCGUGAUUAGAUUGCACUCAAAAAACUUUAAAUUGUCAUUUUUUCAUUAUUUUAUAGAGCCGAAAACAUACUGCCAUUUAAUAAUGAUGUAAGUAAAAUUUGUGUUAUUUCCGUUGUUUUAUAAUUUUUUAUCACUCCAUCAUUACCAAGACCUUAACGUUAGUACACAGUUUUCCACCAGAUAUCCAAUAUAUAAUUAAAGUUAUUAAUGUAUCAACAAAUAGCAAUUUAGAUCGAAUUCCCCUUUAAACCAAACGUUAUUCUAGUUCCAUAAACAUAUUAUAUAAUCCAAUGCUAUAUAAUUUAGAUGUGUAUAAUUAGUACUAUGGUAAGAAAACACUGUAGAUGUUGAUUGAUGUCUUCUGAAUACAAAAUGAUAAAUUGGCGUCCAUUUUUUGUAUGAACCGUUUGAUGACUGAAUUAUUUUUGUAUUUUGUAGUAAAACCCAAAAAACAGGAGUCUCAUCUUGGAUGUUAUAUAAACAAUUAUGUAAAUUAGAUUAAAGCUGCAUGGUUUUCACAUCAUUUUAGUAAGAAACUAAAUAUUUAAAAUUCGUACUUAUGAAUUACGUAUAUAAGUAUAAAAUGAAUCUCGUAUCGUUCAUUUUGUUCAAUAUUUUUUUGAGCGCUAUUUACAACGCUAAAGUGAAAAAGGAAAGUACCGAAACUUGUAUGUUAAUACAUGCGCAACAAAUGGGUUUAUUGUGCAUACUGUGCACUGGAAURUGUAARAAUAUGCAGAGSGUGUCACAUUUAAAUAAAAAUAAUWAAAAACUUAGCAGGCACACUUAGCUGUUUUUCCAUCAGUCUUCAUUUUGAUAUGAGUCAAGACAAAGCCUGAUUUGGAAAAMCAACUCAAAAKGAUUAUUGUAGUAAUUUACAACAAGUUMUAUUAAAAUAUAUUUAAGCCAAAAAGAAAAAUAAAUGUMWUGAUUMAUUUUUUCCUAAAUGAUGAGUGMUGCUGAAAAUCUGCAUCUAAUAUUUGAUUUCGACAAAAUUUCAUCUUAAAACGAAGUAAAAAUGUUAUUUUCAGUUUUUGUUCGGAACUCACUUCUUUUGCAUUAUAGCAUUUUAAAAACACCGAAGAACAAUUGAUAAACGUUCGUUAAAAAGUUAACGGUUUUUCAUUUCAAGUGUUUAAAACCAUUUUUUAAAUAUUUGGUUUCUUCUAGUUGACUGGYAAUUACMAAUUUGUUUAAAUACGAAAUACCAUUUUCACUAACCAAUUGUCAGCUACUAUCUUCCUAGUUUAGUAAGUGUACAAAAAAUUAAUAUACGUAUUCAACUCAUAAGACUUCUCAUAAUCACAACUUCAUGUAUAAAGUUUUAAACUAGAUUUAAUAUAUUCGAAGAUUGUUAGACACUGUAAGUAUACAUAGCACGUUUCUUCUUUUAAUUUGUUUUAUUUUUGUGUAUUUUAAUUUUAGUUAUUGAAAUUUCUUGAAUAUUAAUUUGUUUUAGAUUAGUUACAUUAAAAAGUACAAUAACUAUUAGCUGUUUUACCCUCAAAGGUAUAUUAGGAGUAAGAUUUGUUCAGAAAUGGUUUGGGUAAACGAAUUAUCUUUGCAAUUGACUGCAUAAAAUAAAACAAGUUUUCAAAAUUGACAGGAAUAUCCUUCAUUAUAAUGAAGACUUGCGAAAAAAUGCUUUAUAUAAAGGUAUCCUAAAUUGACUAAAAUGUGUUUGCAAAAUUUUACAUUAGUGAUGUUUGCCGUAGAGUAUUUUUGUAACACCGUAACGUGAAUGAACCUAUUUUACAUCAACCACCUUGAAUGUGUUAGUUGAUUCGAAAUGUUUCACAGUUGCUUGCAAUAAUGCAACACUCCUGACACUCAGAUCUUUAAUAUAGUAGUGUGCUCUUUCAUAAGUAACUGUCGAGAAUGUUAAAUUAAGUAUUUUAUGUAAACGUUAACUGUGUAUAUAAAUGUUUAUACUCCAUUUAUUGGUGUAGACUAAGGCUGGCCAUAACUAGUUUCAUGAAAAUAUUGACUGUAUAAUGCACAAAGUGUAAACAUAAUAUUAGAAUAUACUUUUCUAUGCAAUUAUAACAACGAAAAGAGGAGAAAAAAUCGCGCAUUAAUAAUAAUCUUAAUUUUCAUGUAAGAAUUUAUAAGUGAGUUCGAAAGUUGAUUUUAGCUCACAAAAUUGUGAAGAGAACAUCAUUCAAUAAAAAGAUUGCUCCAUUAAAGCAGAAAAAAAUCCGAACAAUAGUGAGGUGUUAAUUUUCAUUGUCUUUCCUGCUUAGAAUCGGUACAAUUUUGAUUGUAGAUAAACAGUCUCCUUUCCGUAAAGCUAGACUUUGGCCAGUUUUUCAGUAUCAUUGGUAUUGAUAAAGUUGCAUCCAUGUUUAAAGUGAUACAUAUUAAUUAUUAUUUAUAUGAUACAAUAAUCCGUAAAAUUUUAAUAUGAUUAAUGAUGUAUGUUUGAAGCGGAUUGCUUUUCAUUUGUGUUGUGCAUGAUUAAAGGAAAAUAAAGUUAAUUAAUGUA